AUGAGCGCAGCUACGACGGAGAAGCCGGCGUCGCCGACGACGUCGACGGACGAGAAGCUCGCGGUGGACUCGUCGCGCGGGAGCGAGCUCGGCGCGGACGACGACGUCGCGGAGGACCCGCGCAUGGAGCACGUGUGGGCCAAGAUGGACUGGUGGGUCCUCCCGCUCGUCACCCUCUUCUGGCUGCUCUCGUUCCUCGACCGCACGAACAUCGGGAACGCGAAGGUCGCGGGGCUGAUGAAGGACCUGCACCUCACGAACAAGCAGUACUCGAUCGCGCUCACGGUGACGUAUGUCCCGUACAUCGUCGCGGAGCUCCCGUCGAACCUCAUCCUCAAGAAAGUGGGCCCGCACCGGCUGCUGCCGACGAUGCUCACGCUGUGGGGCGUCGUGACCGCGUGCCAGGGCACGCUCAAGUCGUAUUCCGGGCUGCUCGCGUGCCGCUUCUUCCUCGGGCUGCUCGAGGGCGGCGUCUUCCCCGGUCUGGUGCUCUACCUGUCGUACUUCUACCCCCGCGCGAAGCUGCAACUCCGCAUCGCAGGCUUCUUCUCCGCGGCGGCGUUCUCGGGCGCGUUCGGCGGCAUCAUGGCGUAUGGCAUCGUCAACAACCUCGCGCACACGCACGGCCACAAGGGGUGGCAGUGGAUCUUCAUCAUCGAGGGCGUGAUCACAGUGUUUAUCGGGGUCAUCUCGUUCUUCCUGUGGCCGCCGUCCGUCGAGAAGGCGCGCUUCCUGACGGAGGAGGAGAAGACGUACGUCACGGGCCGCCUGCGGGCCGACGGCGCGAUCCACCGGGACGAGGCGGCGGACGGGUUCCGGUGGAGCGAGAUCCCGAAGGCGUUCCAGUCGGUGCACGUGCUGCUGCUCGCGGUCGCGUUCUUCUUCAGCGGCACGACGCUCUUCUCGCUGGCCUACUUCACGCCGUCGAUCCUGCAGGGCCUGGGCUACACCGCCGCGAAGGCGCAGCUGAUGAGCGUGCCGCCGUACUCGGUCGCAUUCGUCGUGUCCGUCGGCACCGCGUGGGUCGCGGACAAGUACCGCUGCCGCGGGUGGGUGAGCGUGGCCGGCUCGGUGCUCGCCGUCGUCGGCUUCGGCAUGUUCCUGGGCAGCGCGAACCACCACGUGCAGUACGCGUCGCUGUUCCUGUCGAUCACGGGCACGUACGUCGUCGCGCCGACGCUGAGCACGUGGAACGCGAACAACAGCGCGCCGCACAUCCGGCGCGCGACGGCGAUUGCCAUUGCGUUCAGCAUGACGAACUCGGGGGGCAUCCUCAGUACGUGGCUGCUCGGCAGCAUCUCGCCGCCGCCGCGCUACGUCGAGGGGACACGGCUGCUGCUCGGCUUCAGCGUGGGCAUCCUCGUGAUGGCGCUCGCGACGAUCGGGUACCUCAAGUACGAGAACGGGAAGAAGGCGGAGGUGCGGAAGAGCACGACGCGCGAGGAGGAGGAUAGCAGCCUCGGAGAUCGGAGCGCGUGGUUUGUGUAUAGCUUGUGA
Molecule: messenger RNA, 1497 nt
Organism: Mycena indigotica
Lineage: Eukaryota; Fungi; Basidiomycota; Agaricomycetes; Agaricales; Mycenaceae
Product: MFS domain-containing protein
Exons: 5
Coding region: 1-1497 (498 amino acids)
Biological process (GO): transmembrane transport
Cellular component (GO): membrane
Molecular function (GO): transmembrane transporter activity
Source: RefSeq, a predicted model, not a curated record